This is a messenger RNA of Seriola aureovittata, 865 nucleotides long. It is a transcript of the gene morn5, whose product is annotated as MORN repeat containing 5. The record is from RefSeq and is a predicted model, not a curated record. The transcript is spliced from 5 exons. The coding region runs from base 237 to 794 and encodes 185 amino acids. NCBI's taxonomy places the organism in Eukaryota, Metazoa, Chordata, Actinopteri, Carangiformes, Carangidae.
AAAAACAAUAAGUGAAAGAAAGAAGUGAAAAGGCUGUAAAGAUUUCUUAAAUUUGCUAUUUUGUUCUGUCAAGUUUUAUCUCGAUUUUUUUUCUAAAAGACAGUGACAGCAGUCCACUGCCCUCUAUCCUAAGCGUUUUCAUGAGGAGCCUUCCACUCUGUUUGUUGCUGCCUGUUGCAGUGUUGCCAUGGCAACGGCGUAUCUUAUUUUAUUUUGUGAAGACGACAGUAUAUUAAAUGGAGGUCACUGGGAGCCGUUACAAAGGGGAAACAAAAAAUGGCAGGAUGGAGGGAAAAGGAGAAUAUACCUUUCCAACAGAGACCAAGUAUGAGGGAGAGAUGAAAGAUGGGAUGUUCCAUGGCAAAGGAGUGCUACAUUUUCCAAAUGGAAGUAAAUAUGAGGCCACUUGGGAAAACGGCAUAGCAAAACAGGGGUCUUUUACCUUUGCUGAUGGUCUGCGGUGCCAGGAAAAGGACUGGGACUACUGCGAUGGUUAUGACAGACGCUUCUACAGUGAGAGAUGCAAUGGCCUCAGACCUGCAGGAGAAUCUCAGCUAACUGAUCUGCAUCCUCCACGUGUUAUUCCUGAGUGGUGUUACGAUUGCGGAGAUGGUUUCUAUGACCCCACCACGAAAGUUGUCACCUCUUACAUGGGAAGAUUCCUCAGGAAUGCAGAUGACUCGGAACAUGAGUGGAUUGUGCGCACUUGUCGGAAAGCGUGGGAUGAGGUUGUUGGCAUUGAUCCUGAAAAAUCUCCUUCAAUCAGACCUGAAGAGAUCAGCAAUAUUAAGUGAUAGACCUGCUUUUUAUUUUAGAACUGCACUUAACAUUUUCUUUUUAUUGAUAUUAAAUCUAUAGGAAAUGU